UAUCUAACUGUAGUAUAUUCGUCAUUUCCUGAGUGAACAACAAAGAAUAAAAACCCAACCGCCAUUGCUAGGGAGUUAACUUCAAUACUAGGACUAGUUGAUUGAAUUACAAAACAUGGCCACCCUCUCACGCAUUGAAAAAACUAUUUAGUGAUUUUGGAGUAGAAACUUGGGUAUAUUUGUUGAUUAAAGUAUCUAUGAAAGAUCACGUAUUUUCAAAAAUCUCAAAUGGAAAAGAACCAGGUAUCAAACAUUAUUAUUGAUACAAAUCAAGGAGUGCUAUGUACAGAGAUAUUUCAGGAACCAAGGCGCUUAACACCAACUGGGAAAAUAAGUCACGCUAAAACUCGUGUAUAUACACAACGUUAUCGUAAAGAGUGGGAACAAAUGCCGGAUUUUGAAGGUUGGUUAACAUCAGUUCCAGAUCAAGUAACUCGUGCAUUCUGUACUUAUUGUAAAAAAAAUCUCCACGCUCAUCGUUUAUCACUGUUAAAACAUACAUGUACUAUGAAACAUCAAAGAGCUGCUCUUAUGUAUCAAACUCAACUUCAAUGUAAAGGAGAUGAUGAAUCAAGAAUGUCGGGUUUGCAAUUUGAAACUGUUGACGUUAAUUGCAUUAAAAAACAAGAAGUGGAAGAUGAUGACGACGAAGAUGAAAAUGAAUUUGAGUAUGUUGUUGAAAGAUUAGACAUGGAAGAUGAAGAAUCUGAGAAAUUAGAAGACGAAGAAGUGGAAGAUAAUCAAUCUGAAAGUAUUCAGUUUAAACACAACUCAAAUGAUGAUUUACCAGCAAGUAAAAAAGUUAAAUUGAAUCUAGAUGAACCUAAAGAUACUUUAGCUCAAGCUAUGGCUCAUGUUCAUGAUGACUAUCUAGAAGGUAAUGAUGAAUCGAAUAAUGAUCUCAAUUUAAUAUCCCAAGAACUUUGUUCGAAAGAAGAGGUAAAAAAAGAUUGUGAUAAAAAAUUGAUAAAUCCAUCUUUGCAAUUAAAAUCAGAUGAACCAACUACAGAAACAGAGCCAACAAAUAACACUGUAACAAUUACAUCAGUGCAAAAUAGAACUAUUAUGUUAUCAACUGGCAAAACAGUGACUUUGACAACAGGAAAAUUACCUCCUGGUUAUGUGUUAAGUAAAGUUAAAGCUAAUCUUCCAACGUUAAUUAUGACUGGAGCAAAACCAAUUACUGCUCGUACAAAUAUACCAAAAUCAACUCCCUCUACUACACCUCAAUCAUCUUCAACUGUAAAUACAAAUACACCACUUAAAAAAUUAACAUCAGUAAAAAAUACUACCUUGAAACAUACCUGCGUUUCAACUCAUGUCCUAGAUACUAGCAAAGGACUUCCUAUCGGAGGACUUCAAGUUAGUUUGUAUAAAUUAAUGGAUGGAAGAUGGACGUUUUUAAAUGAAAGUACAACAUCACCAAAUGGUCGUUGUAAUGAUUUAGUCGAUACUACUAAAACUCACUUUACUCCAGGUCGUUACAAACUUCAUUUUGAUGUUGAUAAAUAUUUUUCAUUACGAAGAAUAGAAACAAUGUUCCCUUUUAUUGAAAUAGUUUUUGAUGUUAAAAAUCCAACAGGAAGUUAUCAUAUACCUAUUUUACUUACUCCAUUCGGAUAUACUACUUAUCGUGGUGUAGAUCGGUAGUUCAAAUAUAAGUGAUAUUUUUUCAGUUGUAAGUAAUAAAUUAUACAUCAAGUACUUUGAUUUAUUACACAUAUGUGAUCAUUUAGAUAUAUUUUUUGUACGUUCAAAUAAAUAUUGAAUAAACAAAUAAUAAUAA
Molecule: messenger RNA, 1786 nt
Organism: Chelonus insularis
Lineage: Eukaryota; Metazoa; Arthropoda; Insecta; Hymenoptera; Braconidae
Exons: 3
Coding region: 229-1650 (473 amino acids)
Biological process (GO): purine nucleobase metabolic process
Molecular function (GO): hydroxyisourate hydrolase activity
Source: RefSeq, a predicted model, not a curated record